Molecule: messenger RNA, 3042 nt
Organism: Erinaceus europaeus (western European hedgehog)
Lineage: Eukaryota; Metazoa; Chordata; Mammalia; Eulipotyphla; Erinaceidae
Gene: PDYN
Product: prodynorphin
Exons: 4
Coding region: 759-1529 (256 amino acids)
Biological process (GO): neuropeptide signaling pathway; sensory perception; chemical synaptic transmission
Cellular component (GO): axon terminus; plasma membrane; neuronal cell body
Molecular function (GO): opioid receptor binding
Source: RefSeq, a predicted model, not a curated record
CUCUGGCAUUGUCUCUUUCUCUAUUUCUCACUUUGCCUUUCUUCCUUUUUUUUCUCUUUUGCUGACUCUCCAUCUGUCCCUGUCUCAGUCUUUCUCUGCCUCCAUAUUUGUCUCUCUCCUCUGUCUCCAUCUGUCUCUCUGCCUGCCUUUGAAUGUCUUUCUGUCUCCCUGUCUUUCUCUCACUCUUGCUGUCUGUUCUUCCCUACCUCUUUCCAUUUGCUUUCUGUGACACUCUCCUGGAAAUGCAUCAAAGACUGAAGUGGCCGGAUUUCAAGUGACAAACAGCACUACACCCAGAAUCCACCCCCCUCCCUGCACUCUGCCUUCCUCCUCCACAUCCCCUGUCACGAAGAGAAGCCUAUUGUGUUGGGCCCAGGGAGUUGAGUUGAAGGGCCCGGGGGCCUGUGCCUCUGACUGCUCUGAGCUACUUCCCCAUUGGCUCUGAGCAGCCUGUGCUCAGCAAGGGCUGAGCGACAGGAGGAGGCUCUAGUCCAUAAAAGGGGGGCUGAGGCUCCAGAACUGCUAUUCUAAAGGGGCUUCAGCGACAGACACACACAGCUUUCUCUUUGGCAUCUGCUUCCCAGCUGGAGUCAGGGAGGCUGCUGAGUCUGGGACCAGCUGUCAAUCACCAUCCUCUGACCUGCUCCAUUAGAAGCUGCCCAGGGACAAAGGAAAGCCCAGGUCAUUUACCUUCAGGCUUUGAGAUCUGCGUGGGGGAGCUGUUAUAGCAGCCCAAGCUGCAGGAGAGCUGAUACGGAAUGGUGUGGCAGGUGCUGGUGCUGGCUGCUUGCCUUUUGGCAUUCCCCUGCACCACAGCAGGCUGCCUGCCUCAGUGCUCCAUGUGUGCAGUGAAGACCAAGGAUGGACCCAAGCCCAUUAACCCCCUGAUUUGCUCCUUGGAGUGCCAGGCAGCCCUGCUUCCCACUGAGGAGUGGGCGAGGUGCCAAGACCUUCUGUCUUUUCUUGCUCCUUUCACCACUGAGUUGGAUGACAAGGAAGACUCGGAAAACAAGGCAGUUUUGGACGAGCCCUACAGGGAGCUAGCCAGGAGCGCUGGGCCCUUCCUGAAGGAGCUGCAGAAAAGCGGAUUCUUCCUCAGUACCCCAACAAAGGAGAAUACUCUGGGCAGGACCCUGGCAGAGAGGCUCAGGGGUCUUUCUGGCAGGUUGGGGAAGGAAGCAGAGUCUGAGCUGUUGGGCGAGAGCCAGUCAGAUGAUGGCACCAUGGAGGCUAGAGCACUGGAUUCUGAUGAGGAAGACCCUAAGGGCCAGGUCAAACGUUACGGGGGCUUCUUGCGCAAAUAUCCUAAGAGGAGCUCAGAGGUGGUUGGGGAGGGAGAUGGGGAUGGGGACAGGGCAGGCCAUGAGGACCUGUACAAACGCUAUGGGGGCUUCUUAAGGCGCAUUCGUCCCAAGCUCAAAUGGGACAACCAGAAACGUUAUGGUGGUUUUCUCAGGCGCCAGUUCAAGGUGGUAACUCGGUCUCAGGAAGACCCUGAUGCUUACUAUGGGGAACCUUUUGAUGUGUAAACAAGCAAUCACCACCAGGGAGUAGAGUCAACCCCCCAAAAAAAACCCCACCCCAUACAGAUUGGUGUGUGCUCACCCACUGUCCUCUGUGUCCACGCUCCGCUCAGCAUUAUCUUCAAAGCUUCCACACUCAGCCUGCCUGCCUCCUGCUCUCCUGUUUGUGUAUGGACAGAGAGGGGGACAAGAUGGAGGGUCACCUCCCCAACCGGUUGCUUGGCUCACACCCACGACCUCUACAGAUACCUCUCCUGGCUGCUUUUGAUAUCAGUUCUUUCCCCCAAACCCACUCAUGUGAAUCCCAGUUCUAGGAAUCCAAACUGUCUUGUGCUUUGUUUCUCUAGAUCUGUGAUUUCCAAAAUUUUGUAGCUUACAUGUCCCUUUUAGAAGAGAAAUGAGCAGAUAAAUUCAUUUAGGUGGUAUAUACAUGCAUCAUGAAAUAUACAAAAGAUAUAAACUUAAAAGAAGAUAAACACAGAAAUCUUAAUAUUUUGUUCCCAAACCUCAAAGGGUCUUUCUGUGCACACUGCUUUAGAGAAUACACUUCAAAUGCUGGUUUUUAUUGGAGUGGGAAUUCCUACAGUAGAGAGUUCAGUUUAGUUUUCCAAGGAUCAGUCAGUGUGCUCUGAGUUUCCUCUGUUUAGAAACAUGCCUUUUGAAGAGUUGACUUCCUGGACUCCAUUUUAUGUUGAUACCCUGGACAGCUCCUACAUUUUCAUGAGAAAGGAAGUGAAAAUUUAUCACCUAAAGGGUUAGUGAGAGCUGUUGCAGUUCUCUUUCUGAAUGCUGAAUUAAUUAAUAAAUGAUCAAGGAGGGAGCGAGGCAAACCAAUUUGUUCUGUGCAACAGACUCAAAUGUGGACCAGUUCCCUCAGCUCUCAUUAAACUAAUUAAACUGAUGGGUAUCACACUCGUACCCCAGGAUGAACUGUUGCUGAGUCAAGUUGAUGAGGUUAAGUACAGCCAUGUUCUUGAGCAGCUGAGCCGACUGCCAAGAGUCCAUACCAUCUGGACAAGCAUAUGUAUUGAGCAUUGGGUAAGGGAGUCCAGAAGCAACAGCUAGACCGAGACCCGCUGCCUCUCCCCUGAUGAUCCUUUCCUCUUAAUGUCUCAAAGUAAAUCCAGACAGAGGAAUGAAAUGAUUAAGUACUUGAGACUAAGUGAGUUCCCUUGAUUCAAAUAAACCAGAAUCAGGGGUAAGAACCUCCCAUUCCUGGGUUUUAGUCAACCCUAUCUCUCCCCACCUCUCAGUAGUCACUGAGGUUUGGCUUGUGGGUCUAGGAGACUGGACUGUAAAGGAGAGAAAAUGGACUUGGAUUUGGUCAACUUGGUAAACUGUUACCGACCUCAUGUUUUUAUGUUCCUCCCUAAGUCUGUCAGGGUACUCUGAAAUGUGUAGGUCGUCUCAUGGAUAUACCCUGUGUUACAAAAAAAAUUUUUUUUAAUUUGCUUCAUCCUUAAUAGUUGUGUUAUUUCCUGCUUCUCCAGUACAAUGAAUAAAAGAAAUAUGAUGAUAA